Hevea brasiliensis (rubber tree) is the source of this 1159-nucleotide messenger RNA. RefSeq names its product LIM domain-containing protein PLIM2b-like. Gene Ontology annotation, cellular component: actin cytoskeleton; plasma membrane. Bases 154 to 813 code for a protein of 219 amino acids. The transcript has 5 exons. Gene Ontology annotation, molecular function: actin filament binding. The record is from RefSeq and is a predicted model, not a curated record. Lineage: Eukaryota; Viridiplantae; Streptophyta; Magnoliopsida; Malpighiales; Euphorbiaceae. Gene Ontology annotation, biological process: actin filament bundle assembly.
UAAGGUUAAGAACAACAACAAAUUCUUGAGAGUUCAUUCUAUCUCAACAUUCUGAGAUAGACUUGAACUUUCACUUUGUUGUUGUAGCAAUCCCCUUUACAAGCCUUAAUUUCUAGUUCAUUUUAAGAUUAAAAAACAACACAAGUAGUAAUAAUGGUGUUUACCGGAACCAUAGAGAAAUGCAAGGCUUGCGAUAAGACUGUUCAUUUCAUUGAAAUGAUCACGGCUGAUGGAAUUUCUUAUCAUAAGACCUGCUUCAAGUGCAGUCAUUGCAAUGGACUCCUUGUGAUGAGCAGCUAUUCCUCAAUGGAAGGAGUCUUGUACUGCAAACCUCACUUUGAGCAACUCUUCAAAGAGACUGGCAGUUUUUCUAAGAAAUUCCCAUCAUCCGGAGAAAAGAAAAAUGGACUGGCAAGGGCUCCUAGCAAAAUAUCCUCCAUGUUCUGUGGCACCCAAGACAAGUGUGCCCGCUGCAACAAAACUGCAUACCCUUUGGAGAAGGUAAGUGUGGAGGGAGAAUUCUAUCACAAAACAUGCUUCAGGUGCUCUCAUGGGGGUUGCUACCUUACACCCUCAUCCUAUGCUGCUCUUGAUGGCAUCCUUUACUGCAAGCCCCAUUUUGCUCAGUUGUUUAAGGAGAAAGGCUGCUACAAUCAUGUCAGAAAGAGUGCCUCAGUAAAGAAAAAUGAGGCAAAUGCACAAGAAGAGAAACCUGAAGAAGAAGAAUCCAAAAUUACAGUGGUAGCAGAACCAGAUCCAGAAGUAGGAACAGAAACCAACUCCGAGGAAGCCCUUGCACAAGAGCAAUCAUAAUCCAUAAGAAUGAGCAUGAUUAGUCCUCAAUGUUGUCCUUGUUCUUUUUCACCUCCAGCAGAACAUUGGAAUUGCUAGCCAAGGCUUAUUAUCCUUGUUCCAUUUUCGCUCCAUUGCAAGCAAUAAACAUGAACAUUUUUGUUUGAGUUGGGCUUGGAAGUUUUUUACAGUUGCAAAAUCAAUGGGGAAGUUUUGCUCUUUCUUUUUUAUGAUCAGGGGAAGAUGAAGGAAAUUGAAGUGCAGAAUUUUCUUAUGGUUAGGAAUUUUUCCAAAUGGAAGUCUUGUUGAUCCAAAUGUACGGGGGAGUGGCCUUUACAAGCAAUAAACAUGAUUUUGCUUUGUUGAA